AUGUCGAAUCUGCAAGCUUCAAAUCUGUUCUCUGUUCAGGAUCGCGUGGCGGUAAUCACUGGUGGAGGGAGCGGACUGGGUCGCAUCAUCGCCCGCGCCUUGGCAAUCAAUGGUGCCUCGAAGGUCUUUGUCCUCGGCCGACGUGAAGACGCUCUUCGCGAGACUGUCGCCCAGGCCCCGUCCGGUAUCGUCAUUCCCAUUCAAUGCGAUGUCACUUCGAAAGAGUCGCUGGAGGCAGCAUACUCCGCGGUCACAGCACAAACAAGCCAUGUGGAUGUCCUGUUCGCCAACAGCGGCAUCAUGGGUCCGAUGAUGCGUCACACUUCGAAGCCAGACGGAUCUCUUCCGACCCUGUCGGAAGUCCGUGAUGAGUUAUUUUCCAUCCCGAUGGAGGAGUUCACCAAGGUGCUGGAUGUCAAUGUGACUGGGGCCUAUUACACUGCUCUGGCAUUCCUGCCCCUUCUUGAGGCUGCCAACAAGAGACGCCCCGCUCCGCAGGUUGGUGUCACGACUCCCCCGACUGCCCAAGUGAUCUUCACCAGCUCCAUUGCGGGUUUCAACCGCAAGGUGCCGUUUAGCUAUGCAUACAACGCCUCUAAGGCUGCAGUAACGCACGUCGUCAAGACACUAUCAACUAGUCUCUUGCCUUAUCAUAUUCGAGUCAAUGGUAUUGCCCCUGGGUUGUAUUUUUCUGAAAUGGCAAGCCAGAUUUUUGAUGACCGCGAUGUCUCGGGUGGUGGUAUCUCGGAGGGCUCGCACCCUGCUUCCUUGAUCCCUCUGACUCGCAGUGGAAGUGAAGAGGAUUUUGCUGGUCUGGUGAUUUGGAUGUCGAGUGCCUCUGGUGGCUAUGUCAACGGUGCCAUGAUGCUGACUGAUGGUGGCCGCGUUGCCGCGGCACCAUCUACUUACUGA
Messenger RNA from Penicillium maclennaniae, 912 nucleotides. Its product is annotated as SDR family NAD(P)-dependent oxidoreductase. The transcript has 2 exons. The coding region runs from base 1 to 912 and encodes 303 amino acids. Gene Ontology annotation, molecular function: oxidoreductase activity. The record is from RefSeq and is a predicted model, not a curated record. Lineage: Eukaryota; Fungi; Ascomycota; Eurotiomycetes; Eurotiales; Aspergillaceae.